UUCUGAUUACUACUACAAUAUAGAUACCUAGUAUCGUCAAAGUUAUCAUUCCUUUUUGUUCUUGCUUAAAUCUUCAAUUUUAAUCAUCCGGAUUGAAUUUGUUGAUCGCCAUAACGACCACCAAUCAUCAUCCUCAUCAUCAACAACUUAUUGACAUUAUCAGUUUAAUCCUCAAAUAAAUUUGUUCCAUCCAUCAAGGAUUUAUUGCCCAUAUUUUUUGUUAUCGUUGUUGUCGUGGAUGUGUUGAAGUACCAUAAUAUCGUUUGUGUAAUAAUAAUAAUAAAGAAAGACGUCAACAACAAAAUCAUUUGUCAAGAAAGUCACCACAUAGAUUAUUUGUUCUACAAAACGCAACUAUUGACCAUGUUUUUUUCCUUCCAUGAAUAAAUAACGAAGAAAUCUUAUUUACAACAACAAAACAAAAGCAAAAAUCAUCGACGAACAAUCUAGAAGUAGCAAAAAUCUAUCUAUAUCAAUCAUUGAUCUAUCUGAUGAAUAACUUUGUUAAGAAAAAUUGAUUCAAAUUUUAUUAUAAUUAUAUAAUUGAAACGAUCAAAAACAAAAAGUAAUAAUGACAGCCAAUGCGGCAUUGUCGUCGUCGACAACGACGACUACUAGUGCUGUUGGUGGUGGUGGUGGUGUUAGUAAUCAUCAUCAUUCAUCAUCAACAACAAUAACAUCAGGCUCACAUCAUAAUAAUCAUCUGGGGAUAACCGUUUCAUCAUCAUUAUUAUCAUCAUCAUCAUCAGGACGUUGUGGACCUUCAUUGAUCAAAUAUCGAAAUUUAAGGUUCCUAAUCACUGAUAAACCGACUGAUGCUACUUUGAAUCAAUAUGUUGAGGAGCUACAACGACGAAAUGUGACUGAUGUUGUUCGUGUUUGUGAAGCAACGUAUUCACCAAAACGUUUGGAACAAGCCGGUAUUAAAUGUCAUGAUUGGGCUUUUGAUGAUGGAACUCCACCUCCGCAAAAAAUUAUUGAUCAAUGGUUGGAAUUAAUUAUUGAACGUUUUAAAGAUUGUCCGAUGCCGCAGACAUCUAGGGCUGAUCGUAAAGCUAGCUCGACAACUACGAAUCAAACACCGGCACAAAUAAAUGGUUCGAAUAGUGUAGAAGGAUCGCCAGGAUCUACAGCAGCCGCUAAUAUUGAUAGCCAAUUGCCAUGUAUCGCUGUCCAUUGUGUAGCCGGUUUAGGUAGGGCGCCAGUACUUGUUGCCAUAGCAUUAAUUGAAGCCGGCUUAAAAUAUAUUGAUGCUGUCGAAAUGAUCAGAGCUGCUCGACGUGGUGCAAUCAAUGCAAAACAAUUGGACUAUCUAAGUGAAUAUAAACCGAAAAAAGUGUUAAUGUUCAAUAAUCGUUCAUCAUCAAAACGAAAAUAUUGCUGCAUCAUCUAAUCCUAAAGAAUUUCCGAUCUUAUAGAUUUGAAUGUCCGCUUUAAUAUGUCUGGUGUGGAAUGAUGUGCCAUUUUAUCAUUAUCCGCUAAGGUGUCGGUG
This is a messenger RNA of Dermatophagoides pteronyssinus (European house dust mite), 1492 nucleotides long. RefSeq names its product protein-tyrosine phosphatase 4A family member PRL-1 (gene PRL-1). Lineage: Eukaryota; Metazoa; Arthropoda; Arachnida; Sarcoptiformes; Pyroglyphidae. The record is from RefSeq and is a predicted model, not a curated record. Gene Ontology annotation, biological process: dephosphorylation.